GCCUUGCGACAUUCAUUGCAGUUUCUAUCUGCAUUUCUGCUCCUUUCGACAUUCUCAGCCACAGCCUUACAGCAACCGACCUCUCCACCUUAGACCAGUCCCAGCCGAGGGCCUGCUGCCACCAUGUCGACCCUCGAAGAGCUCGAUGACCUCGACCGCCAGGAGAAGGAGGAGAAGAGAAGAAACAAUGGCAAGAAGGCCACCGUCACCGACGGAGAUGACGAGAUGAAGGACGCAGAGGAAAAGGACGACAUUCUUGACGACGAGAUCCUGAGCCUGAGCACACAAGACAUCCAGACCCGGAAGCGACUACUGGAAAACGACUCUCGGAUCAUGAAGAGCGAGCUUUCGAGGUUAACACACGAGAAGGCCGCCAUGGGCGAAAAGAUUAAGGAGAACCAGGACAAGAUUGCAAACAACAGACAGCUCCCGUACCUGGUCGGAAACGUCGUCGAGCUGCUAGACUUAGAUCCCACCGCGGAGUCUUCCGAAGAGGGCGCCAACAUCGAUCUCGAUGCCACGCGGGUGGGCAAAUCAGCAGUCAUCAAGACCUCCACGAGACAGACCAUCUUCCUGCCGCUGAUUGGUCUCGUUGAUUCGGACCAGCUGAAGCCGGGCGACUUGAUUGGUGUGAACAAGGACUCGUACCUCGUUCUGGACACUCUGCCAGCCGAGUACGACAGCCGAGUCAAGGCCAUGGAGGUUGACGAGAAGCCAACGGAGCAGUACACCGAUGUCGGUGGUCUGGACAAGCAGAUUGAAGAGUUGGUGGAGGCCAUUGUGUGGCCCAUGAAGGAGGCAGAGCGGUUCAAGAAGAUUGGCAUCAAGGCACCAAAGGGCGCUCUGAUGUACGGCCCUCCCGGUACUGGAAAGACGCUCAUGGCCCGAGCCUGUGCGGCCCAGACAGAAGCAACCUUCCUCAAGCUUGCAGGACCUCAGCUUGUGCAGAUGUUCAUCGGAGACGGUGCCAAGCUGGUGCGAGACUGCUUCGCUCUGGCGAAGGAAAAGGCACCCGCCAUCAUCUUCAUCGAUGAGCUCGAUGCCGUCGGUACCAAGCGAUUCGACAGCGAGAAGAGCGGCGAUCGAGAAGUGCAGAGAACCAUGCUGGAGCUGCUCAACCAGCUGGAUGGUUUCGCAUCGGACGACCGCAUCAAGGUCUUGGCCGCCACCAACCGAGUCGACGUGCUCGACCCUGCGCUGCUGCGAUCCGGCCGUCUGGACCGGAAGAUUGAGUUCCCCCUGCCGAACGAGGAGGCCCGAGCGCAGAUUCUUAAGAUUCACUCUCGCAAAAUGAAGGUCGACCCCGGCGUCAACUGGGGUGAACUCGCUCGAAGCACGGAUGAGUUUGGCGGUGCCAUGCUGAAGGCUGUGUGCGUUGAGGCCGGCAUGAUUGCUCUGCGGUCAGGGAAGAACCAGAUUGGCCACGAGCACUAUGUCGACGCCAUUGCCGAGGUGCAGGCCAAGAAGAAGGAUACUGUCAACUUUUACGCAUAA
This is a messenger RNA of Trichoderma reesei QM6a, 1494 nucleotides long. RefSeq lists its product as uncharacterized. Gene Ontology annotation, biological process: proteasome-mediated ubiquitin-dependent protein catabolic process. Gene Ontology annotation, molecular function: proteasome-activating activity; ATP binding; ATP hydrolysis activity. Bases 124 to 1494 code for a protein of 456 amino acids. The transcript is spliced from 4 exons. Gene Ontology annotation, cellular component: proteasome regulatory particle, base subcomplex. The record is from RefSeq and is a predicted model, not a curated record. Lineage: Eukaryota; Fungi; Ascomycota; Sordariomycetes; Hypocreales; Hypocreaceae.